Molecule: messenger RNA, 948 nt
Organism: Podarcis raffonei (Aeolian wall lizard)
Lineage: Eukaryota; Metazoa; Chordata; Lepidosauria; Squamata; Lacertidae
Product: olfactory receptor 14A16-like
Exons: 1
Coding region: 1-948 (315 amino acids)
Biological process (GO): G protein-coupled receptor signaling pathway
Cellular component (GO): membrane
Molecular function (GO): odorant binding; olfactory receptor activity; G protein-coupled receptor activity
Source: RefSeq, a predicted model, not a curated record
AUGAGCAAUCUUACUUCAAUAUCCAUCUUUCUGCUGAAAGAAUUCUCAGAAGUUCGAAAACUACAAAUCUUACACUUCUUUCUGUUCCUAGGAAUGUACAUGACAACAGUGACUGGGAAUCUUCUUAUCGUUGCAGCGGUAGCCCUUGAUCAUCAUCUGCACAAACCUAUGUAUUUUUUCCUAACAAACUUGGCACUGAUGGAUGUUGGCUCCGUUUCUGCCAUCAUACCGAAAUCAAUGGUCAAUUCCAUCAUGAACAGCAGGUCAAUUUCAUAUUCUGGGUGUGUGGUUCAAGUUUUCUUCUUCUUCUUCUUUUCAGCAUCAGACCUUUCCCUUCUAAUGGUAAUGGCACACGAUCGGUUUGUUGCCAUCUGCAACCCUUUACAAUAUGAGACAAUAAUGCACAAAGCAGCUUGUAUUCAGAUGAUCGUCACUGUGUGGAUUACAAGUCUUCUUUAUGCCAUGUUACACACUUGUGGCACGUUUGCAAACACCUUCUGUUCAAACACUGUCAAUCAAUUUUUCUGUGAAAUCCCAAAGUUGCUGAUGCUCUCCUGCUCUAACAUUUACCUAGUUGAAGCAGGGUUUAUUUUGAUAGGGGUUUUUAUAGGAAUAGGAUGCUUCAUUUUCAUCAUCAUAACAUACAUGCAGGUGUUUGCUGCUGUGCGCAAAAUUCCUUCAGUACAUGGUAAGAAAAAAGCCCUCUCAACUUGUCUUCCCCACCUCACAGUUGUCUCUGUGUUUGUGUUCACUGCAAUCUUUGCCUAUGCACGGCCUCCCAGUAGUGUUUCUUCUGAUUUGGAUAUAUAUUUUUCUGUUAUAUAUACCAUAAUUCCUCCUAUGUUGAAUCCAUUCAUCUACAGCAUGAGAAACAAAGAAAUCAAAACUGCUUUGUGGAAACUCUUACAUUUAGGGCAUUCUUCUAAAAGUAUAUUUAGAGUUCUAUAA